AUGUCUGCGGAGCCACUUCUAGACGAUUCUUCUAGUGUUUCGCUAACUAACAUAGAACUAAUUGACCUUUUCAAGCGAAGCCACUCUUCACUGCAAUCGCAGCCCUCCCACAGAUACCCAAACGAGACCUUAAUCUACCAUGGGUACAUCGGGUGUGCACCGCUUUAUCCCACAGCUGCCAUAUCGCUGCGCACUCUUGCCGCCUACCGUCAAAUCCAUCGGUCAUGUCCCCGAUUCAGCAUUCAAGCCCAAGUGAAAAGUCUUUGUUUCCUGCAUGAUACACCCUAUCGACCGUACCUUAACGCACAAUUUUCAGCCGCUUAUGACAUCUAUUUAGAAAUCCUUCACCGCGUGAAACAGCGUCAUCGCGGAGCACUCAAUCAUGACACACUGAAUUGGCGCAUGCUCAAUUCAUGCCCAGCUUGCUUCUAUAAAUUAGAGGAUGAGCCAGUGCUUGAAUUUGAUUGGCUGGUAUCGAUCGACGGCAACAAUAGUUUGAAGCGCUGGAACUCUACAAUUUACGGCUCAAACCCACGCAUUGAUUCUCGCAAGGCACGUUCUGAUUAUUGGAUUGAUACCUGCGACGUAGACAGGUUCAAGGAUGAAGUCCAAACACGUGAGUCUGACUACAUGAUGCAGAGGGACACAAAUGACGAUAACUGGGAGGACGAAACGAUCGCAGCUGAAGGCACUACCCCAGCAUUCAGUUGUGUCAACCAAUGGCGCAAUGCUGGUCCAGAGACUCAAAAAAAAAUGUUUUCAGUGUUUGAUGAAUCCGGGAUAUUUAUUGCAGCGUGCCGUCAUAGAUUUGUCGUUCUAGCUUGCGACAUGAUACGGAGCGGAGAAUUAGCAAAAUACCCGCUAGCCAUAAUUGACAAGCUCCUCGCCGUAUACGGGAAAAACGGCGGCUGCGCUUAUGAUAUUGGAUGCACAUUUUCAAAGACACUGACCAACAGUUCUUUGGGUAUGCGAGCGCGCGAGUUAGACUUUCGUCUCAUGGUGGGCGCGUUCCACGGACACGCCCAUAACCGUAAGUGCCAGCUAGACUGGCAUCCCAUGUACAUUCUCGGAACCGGACACACCGAGGGCGAAGGGUGCGAGCAUAUCUUCUCGUCAUCAAAUGAGCUUGCUCGUAGUACGAGACACGCAAGUCCAUUCCACCGGCGUCAGACUAUCGAAGAACAUUUCUUAUUCUGGGACACUGACAAGUACGCGACCCUUAGUGAGUAA
Suillus plorans is the source of this 1230-nucleotide messenger RNA. RefSeq lists its product as uncharacterized. Bases 1 to 1230 code for a protein of 409 amino acids. The record is from RefSeq and is a predicted model, not a curated record. The transcript has 5 exons. NCBI's taxonomy places the organism in Eukaryota, Fungi, Basidiomycota, Agaricomycetes, Boletales, Suillaceae.